AUGGUUUCCAGAGCGGGCAACAGACCCGUGAAUUGUGAAAAAAGCGCCAAGGAGAUUCAACAAUUAGUGGACUUAGCACAUGAGGUGCAUAAAGUACUUGACGAAAUUGGAAUUAAACACUGGUUGAUGUUUGGAUCACUUUGGGGUAUUCAAAGAAAACUCUACAAUCCACUUCCUUGGGAUGACGAUGUAGAUAUAGGAGUCUCUGGAGACGAUGUUCACUAUCAGAGUCUGUCUCGGGAGAAAUUUCUCUCAGCUUUUACAACCAAGGGUUUUACGUUAAAAGAGCGUCUGGAUCGAAAUGGCAUUGUUGGUAUAUUCAAUCAAAAGAUAUGUCCCUCCGGCUGGGUUGAUAUCUUCAUAUUUUAUGACUACUGGGGUAAUAUGAAACGAACAGGAUGGGAGACGUGGCUGGCACCUAUUAACUAUAACCUUUAUUCCUCUUUCUCUUCGCGAGCUGUAGAGGGGACAUUGCCCAAGGCUCGAUUUGGUGAUUUUGACAUGUACGUGCCUAAAGAUAUCCUACUUGUUCUUAAAAGUGUAUAUCCUUUUAAUUGGUGGGUCGAAGACAGACCUCGAAACUGUGUAAACAAAAAGAUUUGA
Molecule: messenger RNA, 603 nt
Organism: Porites evermanni
Lineage: Eukaryota; Metazoa; Cnidaria; Anthozoa; Scleractinia; Poritidae
Source: the annotation of a GenBank genome assembly